Molecule: messenger RNA, 1280 nt
Organism: Phaeodactylum tricornutum CCAP 1055/1
Lineage: Eukaryota; Bacillariophyta; Bacillariophyceae; Surirellales; Neidiaceae
Exons: 1
Coding region: 147-1280 (377 amino acids)
Source: RefSeq, a predicted model, not a curated record
GGAUGAGCACCAGAAGACUACCAAUUUGGUGGAGUGUUUGGUCUCAGGCUGUGCACAGGUUUUGUUUGUAAUCGGCUGCAAUACCUGGUUGAUCUCCUAAAGCAGUCUGCUUGACGUCCUUGUCAAAAAUAUCAUCUGACUGCCUUAUGGUUCUUCGGAAGCUUUGUAGCGUCGUCCGCCUUCCGAAUCCAAAGCUGUGCAAGAGGGCUCGACCCUCUCUUUUGGGUGUGCCUGGUCUGUUAGGAUCAACUUUGAUAGGAAAUACCGCUAGGGCUUUUACGCCGAAGGCCACAUCCCUUUCGUGUUGGGAUCUGCCGACAAUCACUGAAAGCGGACACUGCGCUCCAAUUGGCUUUUUCGGUUCCAUCGUCUUGGCUGUCGCGGCUGGAAGCUCCUUCUUUUUCGAAGCACGAUGUGACGAAUACAAGGAAGGCACAUCCCAGGAAGAAGUAAAGGACGAAACGGAUCCAUACGAAAAUCUUCCCGACGAAGACGAAGAAACGACUUGUUCCAUGUGUCAGACUUUUCGACAAGGGCCAUGUCGGCCUUUUUGGCGCAAGCUGGAGCGAUGCUUCAAAGAUCACGAAAACGAAGAAGGAGGUGCCACCAAGUGCAUGCGUUACUUUGGGCCUCACCAGCAGUGCUUGAUGGAAUUUACGAAUCUCUACUCUCUCGUAUCACUGGACAUGAAGCAGGAAUUAGUCCACGACAUAGAACUUUCGGUAAACGCUGACGAGCGCCGAACGUGGGAACCAGACAUUGACUGGGGCAUGUGGAAAAUAUUUGUCCAAGAGCGAGGACUGGACUUUCGAGAAACAGUACCAGGAUCGGCCAAGGAUACGCCCCUUUGGAAACGCUUACCGGCAAAUAAAGAACCUGUCUUAGUCAACCCGACUGUUACCCUUGCCCGGCAACAGGAAGGAAUGAUUCUGAAGGUCGCAUAUGCUGUAGAUCAAGAUGGUAUGGUGUUGGGAUUUUCUUUCAAUCAGGAAUAUGGCGAUUUGAUUGGAAAGUCGAAAGGUUCGGCGACCCUGGUGGAGAUAGACGGUCCCGAGCAGCCGAUAGAAACGAAUGAGUCGAAUAGUGUAGCAGAUGAUGCCAAGCCUCCUAGUUCCACUUUCGAGCUUGAAUUUGUGGUGUUUCCAGGAGAGACUACCCAUGUCCGAGUAUGCGCGCUCUACGCUGAAAAUCCGACCCUGGCGGAUCACGACAAAGAUAUUCUGGACGCACUUUUGUUUACAGGUCCCAUGGAAUCUCUACAAACCGUUGCCCAAGGAUGA